Pneumocystis jirovecii RU7 is the source of this 708-nucleotide messenger RNA. RefSeq lists its product as uncharacterized. The record is from RefSeq and is a predicted model, not a curated record. Bases 1 to 708 code for a protein of 235 amino acids. NCBI's taxonomy places the organism in Eukaryota, Fungi, Ascomycota, Pneumocystomycetes, Pneumocystales, Pneumocystaceae. The transcript has a single exon. Gene Ontology annotation, molecular function: FMN binding; riboflavin reductase (NADPH) activity.
AUGUCAUCUCAAUUUUGGCGUAAAAAUCUGCAAAAUUGUAUUUCAAUACUUAACGUUCAUAAAGAAGCAUUAAGCAAAAAAAAAAAUUUCUUAUAUACAAAAAAACAUGGAUUUUAUUUGGAUUUUUAUCGAUUUUUUAAGUCAAAAACAUAUCAUUAUCAAGAAACAAAUUUGUCAAAUAUACCAGAUUCAAAAGUUAAAAACAAUUAUUUAUGCUUAAUGAGAUGUGUUGUUCAACCAGUUGUUAUUAUUACAACAUGUGAUUCCAAGACCAAUGGAUUAGGUCGUGCUAUAACUGUCUCGUCAUUUGCAUCAAUUUCUAUAAAUCCUACACCUAUAGUCUCUUUUAGCAUUAAAUUUCCAUCACGAAUGGUUUCUCUUCUUCAAAAGUCAAAAAAAUUUGCUAUACAUAUAUUAAAGUCACAUUAUGAUCAAAUAAAACUUGCACAGAAUUAUGCAAAAUCUGAUUUUUUAUCUAAAAAAAAUACUAUGUCAAACAUUUUAGAAACUCAUUAUCGUUUAUCCUUAAACGGACUUCCAACUUUAACUGGAACUCUUGGAAUUCUUUAUUGUACUACAAAAAAGAUAAUAAGAAUAGGAGACCAUAAAAUAUGGUUUGCAACAGUUGAAUGUGUAGAAAACCAAGAUACAUUACACCAAAUGUCUUUAUCAUAUUGUCAAGGAAAUUUCAGAAUAAAUAGAAAUUAA